CCGAAGCGCAUCCGAGCAGUGUAUUCCAGUGUGACCGGUGGUUCUUUACAGUCAGUAGUGGUUUGUGCGGUGCUCACUUUUUGUUCCAAAUUUUGAAACAACAUACUCUAUAUCCUCAACAAUGGCAGCCUGGGUAGGAAGGAAGUACAAGAUGGAGAAGUCCGAAGGAUUCGAUGACUACAUGAAGGCCCUCGGUGUCGGUUUGGUGCUCCGCAAGCUCGGCAACAGCAUCUCCCCAACGGUCGAACUAGUCAAGGAGGGCGAUGAGUAUACCUUCAACACCACGUCGACCUUCAAGAACACCACCAUCAAGUUCAAGCUCGGCGAGGAAUUCGAAGAGGAAACUGUCGACGGACGCAAGGUCAAGUCUGUGUGCACCCUCGAGGGCAACAACAAGCUGGUCCAUGAGCAGAAGGGCGAAAAACCAACCACCAUCAUUCGUGAGUUCACCGAGACAGACCUGACUGCCACCAUGACCGCUGGAAGUGCCAAGUGCGUCCGAUACUACAAGGUCGCAUAAGCCGCAUCUCGCUCGCCCAUCAUCACCCUUGUGAACGAAGCAGCGUCCUUUCUUCGACUACUCCAGUCUUUCUAAAACCGAAACGCCAUCUUCCAUACUCGACAACAUCACAAACAACAUCGGACCAACCUAGUCAUCAUUCCUAGAAUGGAACCCAGCAGCUCGCGCAGACCGUUUCGAUCUGUGACCGGAACGGUGUGGUGACAGCAUGGUUCUCUUUUCCAUCACAGUAUCUGACGGGUGCAGACAUGUCUUGUCAACCGACACAAAUCAAGCGGACGCACGCUUUUCAUAUAUUGCAUUUAGUGAACGAAGUGAACAAAUUCAAUUUUUGUUUUUUUUUUUGGCUGUUUUGUUUAAUUUUUUUUUCUCUACUGAACCAUUGUUGAACCGAAACGAAAUAUCUAUUUUCGGAUAUUAUUUUUAGCAUAGUAGUGCAAGGAGCAUGUUGUAUGAACGAUGAACAAAAAGUAAA
Messenger RNA from Ochlerotatus camptorhynchus, 995 nucleotides. RefSeq names its product probable fatty acid-binding protein. The coding region runs from base 122 to 520 and encodes 132 amino acids. Gene Ontology annotation, cellular component: cytosol; nucleus. Gene Ontology annotation, molecular function: fatty acid binding. The transcript is spliced from 2 exons. The record is from RefSeq and is a predicted model, not a curated record. NCBI's taxonomy places the organism in Eukaryota, Metazoa, Arthropoda, Insecta, Diptera, Culicidae. Gene Ontology annotation, biological process: fatty acid transport.